Molecule: messenger RNA, 1177 nt
Organism: Sebastes umbrosus (honeycomb rockfish)
Lineage: Eukaryota; Metazoa; Chordata; Actinopteri; Perciformes; Sebastidae
Product: SLAM family member 9-like
Exons: 2
Coding region: 86-961 (291 amino acids)
Source: RefSeq, a predicted model, not a curated record
GAAGGGUGGCGAGCUAAAAAAGAACCGUCGUUUCUUACUGACUAUGAAGAUCGAUAUCCUCCCCGUGGUGUAUUGAUCCGUGGACAUGAUGGGGAAACAGACCGGGUUGUGUGUGCUGUUGUUGGCGGUGCUGAACGUCGCUGUACCUGAGGAUACCGUAACUACGGUGUACUUCACGGAUGGCGGAGAUCUAACGUUAAAAGUGAGGCCUCCUCUUCCGGAUCACAUCAACAACAUCGUGUGGAUAUUCAACGGUAAUCUGCUGGCUGAGUGGGUGGAAGAUGAGGGUUAUUACCUCAGAAUUAAAGGACGAGCAAACCUCACCAUAGAGACUGGAGAGCUGAUCAUCAACAAGAUGAGCAAAAAGGACGAGGGUGUGUAUUCAGUGAAGAUCAACGACGGAGUCCAGAGUGAGAGCUAUAAUGCAACAAUGAUCAAGAAGGUCCAGAAGCCCAAAGUAGUGGUGAGAACACUGACUUGUGAAGCUUGGAAUGUGAGUUGGAAGUUCUCCUGUGACUCAGACACCACCGAGGCUGAACCCAUCACCUACAGCUGGAAGAAGGGAGAUGGAGAGUGGAAGGUGUCUGGGAAGGACAUCAACAUCACCAGAAAGUAUGACUCAGGUGUGAAGACCUUCACCUGCAGGAUGGAGAACCCAGUCAGCCGGGAAGAAAGUGACCCAGAACCCAACCCGCUCUACAAGGACCUUAAGCCAGACUACAGUGCUGCAAUUGGGGUAGUUUGUGGUGGUUUGCUCAUCUUAGCUGUGGCUGGUUUGGUUGUGGCAUGGAUGAAGAAGAUAGGCCCCUUCAAGAAGCAAGGAACCAACAUCACUGAUCCUGCACAUGGAAAUGGACAGCUAACUUCUCCUCCUAGUGACAGUUCACCUAAGACAGCUGAGACCCUACCACUUCAGGAUAACCCACAAGACACAAAGUCAGACGCCAAAGAAACUGCAUGAAGUUGAGUAGCUCAAAUAGUCCUCAGACUACUAUUUCUGCAUACAUGACAUUUACAAACAUGUUAAUGUUUUGUGUAUUUUUUAGCAGUCAGCUGUGUGCAUCAUGGACUGUUACCUGCAGCAGAGGGAUUUUCAUAACAACAAAGUUGUUUUUUAGAACAGCAUGAAAACAUGAUUGUAUUUUUAUUUUAUUUUAUUUUUUAAACAGCCACCUGU